Molecule: messenger RNA, 3960 nt
Organism: Geodia barretti
Lineage: Eukaryota; Metazoa; Porifera; Demospongiae; Tetractinellida; Geodiidae
Source: the annotation of a GenBank genome assembly
AGGUGUUUGCAAUUGCUGCUGUGGGUUGGUUCGUGUGGCGGCAAAGCAGGCUGGGGCGGACAGCCAAACCGGAAACAGAGUCGAGUGGAAUUUUCAUGACUGCCUACCCCAGCAAGCAAAAUUAUUACCAAAUCGCCAGAGAAGGGAGAGUGCAUGUCAGGUGGAGGGCGGCCACCAAACUCCGCCCCCUCUCUACCCCUCCACUCUUCCUCCUCGGGCUCCCUGGGCAGUCUGCAGACCCCUGACACCUCAUCCCUCUUCCUUUCUUCUCUUGGGAGCCAUGCCAGGCCUCGCACUGCCGAGUUCACCAGUCUCGAAGACCUGCUCAACUUUUCAGGGAUAGCACAGCAAACCUCCUCUCUGGAGGUUCUGGCCCGUGACCUAGAGCAGAAAGGAGCUGCAUCUGCUGGUCCUCCGGAGCCCAAACGACUCUGCACUGAUGUCACAUCUCACUCCUCUCCUCUCUCCCUCUCAGCUAACAAUGCUGCUUCAACAGUUGUAGUUUCCCCUCUUCCUCAGCCAAGGACCUCUGCUGCUCCUCUCACCAGAAAUUCCCCCACAUCGUCUGUCGCCAUCCCAACACUGUUCCAAACCUCUCGACCCAGCAUGCCAGUGGUGCAGUCCACAACUCAGACUAAUCUGACUCCCACAACUACAAGACCAAGUCUAGCAGGGACUCCCCUACUUACUGGCAGUACUGUGAGACUGGUGACUGGGUCCACUACUUCCUCACUCUUACCCCAUUCUUCUUAUUCCAUCAACCCCCCUGUCAUACCCUCAGGCAUUCCGUUCCCCACCUGUCUUCCUUCUUCUCUCUCUACCUUGACUGCCAUCACAACCUCACCAGUUGUUCCUAGUGUUCUCGCUCAGUCUACGACACUCACUUCCUCUGCUACCAUGCCGCCUCACACCUUCUUUCCUUCCUCAACCUCUCUCCAAAUUCCUCCCUCCACAUCAGCCAGUACAUUCUCUAUAUCUAACACAUCCACUACCUCAACAGGUAGUGCUGGCACCAGAACAAACCCACCAGGUGCUGCUCCAACCUCCCUCCCUUCUCUGCCUGCUAGUCCAGCUCAGCGAGCUCUUCUGGUCCAGCUGGUGCAGGCCUACAAACAAUGCUCUGCUCUGGGGGACACACAGGGCCAAGCAAAAGUGAAGGCACAACUAAACCUCCUUUUACAAGCUCAGCAGAAAAUAGCUGCCAUUUCUCCAACCAACCACACCAACUUUUUGCAGACCAAAAAUACUGCGUCUUCCCAGCUUACUGUGACCUCUCCACUGGCAAUACAGCCAGUUACAAUGGCCCCCACCUCCAGCACUUCACUAUCACAGUUCUCUCUACUGAACCCUACCAGCACAUCUGUACCGAACCCUACCAGCACAUCUCUACUGAACCCUACCAGCACAUCUCUGCUGAACCCUACCAGCACAUCUCUGCUGAACCCUACCGGCACAUCUCUACUGAACCCUACCAGCACAUCUCUACUGAACCCUACCGGCACAUCUCUGCUGAACCCUACCAGCACAUCUCUGCUGAACCCUACCGGCACAUCUCUGCUGAACCCUACCGGCACAUCUCUGCUGAACCCUACCGGCACAUCUCUACUGAACCCUACCGGCACAUCUCUGCUGAACUCUACCAGCACAUCUCUGCUGAACCCUACCAGCACAUCUCUGCUGAACCCUACCAGCACAUCUCUGCUGAACCCUACCAGCACCUCUCUGCUGAACCCUACCAGCACAUCUCUGCUGAACCCUACCAGCACAUCUCUACUGAACCUUACUGGAACGUCCCUUUUGCAGUCACCUCAACUCACAUUUUCCCGGCUAACAAGCUCUGCGAAAGGGGUGGAGCCUGUUGCCAUGGAGUCAGUAUCAAACUCUCAGAAGCAAGGAUUCCAGCCGAAUUCCACCUCUCCCUCUACCCACGCACUCACAACACUCACUCCUAUCUCCUCCCAAGCCAGAGUGUCGGCUCCAUCUGGUUCAGCCAGUGCACUCAAGGCAGCUGCCCUCUACAACCUGCGCCUGAGGCAGCUGCAGCUGUUUCUGCAGAGUCUUCCUGAGGACCAGCGACCUCACAGCAUUCCUGAACUCAAAGCUCUCUUGCAGAAGAGCGGAGGACCUCUUGGAGCGCUGACUGCAGCAGCUGUCACAUCAACAACAUCCUCUGCCCCAGUCCCCACUCUGCUCACUUCCUCUCUCCCUCGAUCAGCUGCCAGCCACAUUGUCCCCACUGUGGGCCAGUGUCUGCCUCAGUUGACGCAGGAUCCUCCUGCCACGACCUCAACUCCUGUCACUGCCCCUCCUUCCACAGCUAGCCUCCUGCACAGUUUGGCUCGGGGGAGCAUGCCUCUCUCCCCGACCUCUCUGUUUCACUUCACGGGUAGCCAUCUAUCUUCUGCCUCGCCUUCUGCCUCCUCCCAAUUGCCGACCUCAACCAUUGGGACUGCUGGGACUAUUGGGACCACUCCACCGACCACUGGGACCAUUGUGUCUCUACCAUUGACAACUAGGACCAAUGUACCAUUUACAAUUGGUACCACUUCAACACCACCACUGACCACUGGGACUACUAUUACACCACCACUGACCACUGUGACACCACCCACUGGGACCACUGCGACACUACUGACGACUAAACAGACAAACUCUCAGCCUGUAUCCGAUGUAAAUAAGAGCCUCACCAGCAUCGCCAAUAGUGAGCCAAUCAAGCCAGGGGUUCCCACACCUCUCCCCCCUGGAGUGAACCCAGAGACACUGGGAGUGCUGUGUCGGAUGCCAGACUCUGACCUCCAGAAACUGAAGCUACCUCCUGUGCUCAUGACAGCAAUCCGAGUGUGGAGAGGACAGCAGAGCACAGGUCUUCACCGAGGACGCAAGCCGGUAGGUAGUCAGGCUGUGCCGAUCAUCAUCCCUCCCUCCACCUCUUCCUCCUCACAUCAGAGCACUGCCACAGCUGCAACAUCAGCCCUGACUUCUGCAAGUAGAGGUCAGUCCACCUCGCGACCUGCCACCAGACACCAGGUCAGAGUGGAGCAGAACAAGGCCGAGAAAGACAGACUUGCAGCUCUCAAUAAGGUGUUACAAUCAUCAGAAGAAGCUCGAAUAGCCUACAGGUUCAACAUGUUGAGAGACAAGAUGACCAAUCAGCUGAUGGCGCCAGAUAGCCACACCCCCUUCAAGAGUCUCCAUGACGUCAUUGCGCGACUCCUGCCGUACCACAUGUGGAGUGAAGCUGAGCCACCUCCUGGGGCCAUCGACAAAGCUGAUGCGGUGUACGAGAGUGUGGCCCAAGUUCUGAUGUCACGGAGCCAUGGGCUGAUGAGUAACUACCAGCACCUCAUCUAUAAUGAUGCUAGAAGGGACAGCGAGGCAGUGAUGGGUGUGUGUCUGGAGAGACUCUGGCAAGAGUCCGAGAGAGAGAGGAGAGAGCAGGAGAGUCUGCUGAGUCAGCAGGCUGCACAGGUGGCAGCAGAUCUGAUGAUUGCAGGGGCUCUUGGUUCAGGGGGAGGUCCCCUCUGUGGCUUCGACUUUGAUGCUGAAUUUGCAUUUGGAGACGUUAUGAACUCUGACCCCAUGUUGACAUUUGAACCUGGCAUCACAUGAUCACAAUCACCCUUCUAGAGAGGAAUACAUGACACAAUCUGUACAAUAUUGAACAGACCUUGUGCAGUGCGCAAUAAUAAUAUUUUGUCAUUUAACUUGGAACUCUGCUGGCAAUCUCAAUUGGUCAUUUCCUGUCACUAAUAUUACAUUACAGUAUCUAUGGCAACCAGGUGUGUGCUAUAAAGGUGCAAAAAGAGCAUAACUUUGCAGAGCAAGUGCAUAUCUGUUUGUACUAGACCUGUGUCUGGUCGUCAUUCGUACAAGUCAAAAUGGCGAUGAGGUGGUUUGUAAUGAAGAGUGUGGCUGUGAUUUUGGUGAUGGUGAGGAUGUCUGCAGCUGCCGUCUGUGAGG